UUUGCUUCGGGUCUCUUCAACAGUUCAGGAGGAAACUGAUAGUCGCGGUUUAAUUUCUUAGUUUAAAAAACAUAAGUCGCUGGAGACUGUGCGUGUGGCGCAUGCGUGACCCUCGGCGUAACCUCGGAGCUCUGAGUUUAGCGGGAUUUCCAAACGCAGCCGUCGCUGGCGAAGUGAGCGGAGAGCGCGCGCUGGGGGCGGGAUCGGACUAGACCGGAACCGGAGCUCGAGGGCCGUGGUCUAGCACUGAACACUCGGGACAAUGGCCAUGCAGAUGCAAUUUGAAGCUAGUACAGACACCUCAGUGGAAGAAGAGAACAUUGGCCCACAGCCCAUUUCACGACUGGAGCAAUGUGGCAUAAAUGCCAAUGACUUGAAGAAAUUGGAAGAAGCUGGAUACCACACAGUUGAGGCUGUUGCCUAUGCACCAAAGAAGGAACUAAUAAAUAUUAAAGGCAUUAGUGAAGCCAAAGCUGAUAAGAUCCUGGCUGAGGCGGCUAAAUUGGUCCCAAUGGGUUUCACCACUGCAACUGAAUUUCAUCAGCAGCGGUCAGAAAUGAUACAGAUCACUACUGGCUCCAAAGAGCUCGACAAACUCCUCCAAGGUGGGAUUGAGACUGGGUCCAUCACAGAGAUAUUUGGGGAAUUUCGAACUGGGAAGACGCAAAUUUGUCACACACUGGCUGUGACGUGCCAGCUCCCCAUAGACCGAGGUGGUGGUGAAGGAAAGGCCAUGUACAUUGAUACUGAGGGAACCUUCCGGCCAGAGCGAUUGCUGGCAGUGGCUGAAAGGUAUGGCCUGUCUGGCAGUGACGUCUUGGAUAAUGUGGCAUACGCUCGAGGCUUCAACACUGACCACCAAACUCAGCUCCUCUAUCAGGCCUCGGCGAUGAUGGUCGAGUCCAGGUACGCGUUGUUAAUCGUGGAUAGUGCUACAGCCCUCUAUCGGACGGAUUACUCUGGCCGAGGGGAGCUCUCAGCCAGACAGAUGCACUUAGCCAGGUUCCUUCGGAUGCUCCUGCGACUUGCUGAUGAGUUUGGUGUGGCAGUGGUCAUCACUAACCAGGUGGUAGCCCAAGUAGACGGGGCAGCCAUGUUUGCUGCAGAUCCCAAAAAGCCCAUUGGAGGGAACAUCAUUGCACAUGCCUCAACAACCAGGCUGUACCUGAGGAAAGGACGGGGAGAAACCAGAAUUUGCAAGAUCUAUGACUCUCCCUGCCUUCCUGAGGCUGAAGCCAUGUUUGCCAUUAACGCCGAUGGAGUGGGAGAUGCCAAAGACUGAGGCACUACUUUUAUUUCACUUAUAAAACUUGAGUGUUUCCUUUUGAAGAGGACUGUUCCCUGGGGUCCUUCCCAGGCCUUUUCCUGUUGUGACAGCCCCAGAAGAGACUUCCGUGAAAACAACCAUUGUAUUUGCCCAUCUCAAGGUGUAAACAGGAGACAGGUCAGCAGGCAAGAACCCUGAUCUGAAAUGUUGAUUCCUUCUGAGUUUACUGAUCUCUACAUGAUUUCUCUGGUCCUUGAGGGAGGGAGGUGAAGAGCAGUUCUUCCUCUGAUGAAAUGUCUUCAGAUGGGCAUAAGAUUUCCAUUUGUCUAGAGUAUCUUUUUUUACAUGUGGUCACAACUGGACUAUGAAGUUGAAAAAAUUGGGCUCUUCACACCCCUCCUCCCCCACCCCAUUUCCACUAUCUUUAAUGAUGGAAAUAAAAUGGCCCAGGGCUAUAAUACAAGAGUGUCAAAUAAUCCCCUACUCAUCCCAAACUUCUCACUGGGUCUUAUUUCUCUGAUAGUAAAAUUUGCCUCGAAGUUGUUAGGCAUCUGUGUUAGUGUUAGGAUUUUAUAUAUAAGUAUUUGUACCCAUUGAGGAGAGUCUUUUUCUUUUAAAGUAAAGGAGUCAGGGGCGGCUAGGUGGCGCAGUGUAUAAAGCACCGGCCCUGGAUUCAGGAAUUCCUGAGUUCAAAUCUAGCCUCAGACACUUAACAUUUACUAGCUGUGUGGCCCUGGGCAAGUCACUUAACCCCAUUGCCCUGUAAAAAAAUAAAUAAAUAAAAAAAUAAAGUAAAGGAGUCUUGAGGAAGAGGCCUGGAUUUAUAAGGCCCUUUGCUUGGUCCCAACUCAGCUCUUUCUAUACUGCUUGCAGUAAAAUUCUGGGGACUUGGGCAUUUCAGGAGCCUUUGCAAAAGGAUAUGAGUCCAAAACGGAAAUAAAUGUUGGAGAUCAGAUUUUUGAGGCCAUCUUAUGUUAAACAUCCUAUGUUGAGGCCUUAGCUAAACAUUGUAAGAUAAGUUUUUUCUGCCACCUUGCUGUUGAUGUUAUUUACUGCUUUGUUAAGUUCAGUGGGAUGGGCCAUAUAUUUAGGGUCUUGCUGUAAAAUAUAUAGAUGAUUGAAUCCUCUCAUUAGCAGCCAUGAGGGGAAUGGAAAAAGGGCAGAAUCUCCACCUUUAUUUAGUAAAUUGCUAGGGGUGGGUGGGUUAUGAGAAGAAUGGAACAUGAUCACAGAACAUAAGGCUUUUCACUGGGAUGGUAAGGAAGGCUUCCCCUUCCCCAACCCACAAAGCUUGUUCGCUACAGGUUCCAAUGCUAUUUUGGAACCACUUUCCUUCCAGCCAAAACAGAGCCCCUGUUUUUUAACCUUGAUUUUAAAAGACUUGCAAUAUGGGAGGGAAGGAUAUAUUAAAAAAUGAACGUGCCGUAAAAACAAAAUGCAUCAAUAAAAUAGCUCUGACAACUACUUGCCUGUAGUCCAGCCUGGACUUGUCAGGUGGAAUUCUAGAAAGUAAGCUGCCCAUUGUAUAAAUAUACCACUAGGCCAUCUCUUUACCUACAACAGGAUUAGUCAAUCACCUACAUGGAUCUUUUAGAAUUCAACUAAUACUCCUUGGUCAUGUACCUGAAAGGACUAUGGUCUAUAGGAAAAUGGUGCCAUCUAAGUCCAUUUCUCUCAGAAUUCAUAGGUACUUGAUGACAUCAGAAUCAGAACUGUUCACAAAAUUCCAGUCUUGGCUUUCCUUGGGCCAAGCCACUGGAGUAGGUUGGGUUGAGGGAAGCAGCUUGUCACCCUAGAGCUUUUUGUCUUUAACUCUUGCCCCAAAGCUUUUCCCAAUGUUUUUGGAACAUACCCACCCCCACCCCAAUACAGCUUCAGAGACUGGCCUGCCCUAGGUGUGACACCGGCUCCCUAAGGAAGUAAGGAAGAGCAUGGGUGGGUGGGGAGGUCAUCUCUACUUGAGUAUUUCUGUCCAUAGUGAUUUAUGGUUUUUACCUGAGCCGGUCCUCUCAGAUUCCAUUUUCUUGCUGACUGCCUUUGUUAAAUAGAUGAAACUCUAUCUUCCAAUCCCUUAACUGAAGAGCUUGGUUAGAUCUAGAUCCUUCAGUAUCCAGUGUCUGCCUUGCUGUUUUAAAUUUGCUAGAUGCUCACCUACAUUAUUUGUAAGAGGAUGUCCUCUGUAACUUCAGGGCUAAUGUCUUUACUGAUAGAACUUUUCAAACAAAAUAUUAAAAUAUU
This is a messenger RNA of Dromiciops gliroides (monito del monte), 3505 nucleotides long. It is a transcript of the gene RAD51, whose product is annotated as RAD51 recombinase. Bases 263 to 1282 code for a protein of 339 amino acids. Gene Ontology annotation, cellular component: condensed nuclear chromosome. Lineage: Eukaryota; Metazoa; Chordata; Mammalia; Microbiotheria; Microbiotheriidae. The transcript is spliced from 10 exons. Gene Ontology annotation, molecular function: ATP-dependent DNA damage sensor activity; ATP binding; ATP hydrolysis activity. The record is from RefSeq and is a predicted model, not a curated record. Gene Ontology annotation, biological process: chromosome organization involved in meiotic cell cycle; double-strand break repair via homologous recombination; mitotic recombination-dependent replication fork processing.